AUGGGUCCUGGUGUAGUAACAUUGUUUGUUCACGUAAAACAGUUUCCACUCAGUACAUUUGCGUCUAACCUAAUUCUGAUUCCUCCUGGCAGGAUUGACUUAUUGAAUGGAAUGAGCAAACAAUCGACCUGGAAUAGAUUUUAUAAAAUGAGACAGGAAAAAGGUGAAAAGUCAUUUGACUGGUUUGUUAAAUAUGAUGACAUAAAGGAGAGCCUAGAACAGUAUAUGCCAAAUGACUGUGCUGUGCAACCAUUCCAAUUACUAGAUAUAGGAUGUGGCACAUCAGAUUUCAGUUCAAAACUGUUCAGUGACAUAAAGGCAUCAAAACUACUGUACUGUAUAGAUUUUUCCCAGAAUGCAAUUUCUCACCUAGUUAGCCUAAAUAUGGACUCUACAACAAGUCUUGAUCACCAGAUACAGUUCAUAAUUGCUGAUGCAACCAGUCUGCCGUUUACAAGUUCUACAUUUGACCUUGUUAUUGAUAAAGGAACGCUUGAUGCCGUGUUACGCAAUGACAAUGGUGCAGACAUGGCUGUAUCUGCUAUCUCUGAAGCUAUUCGUGUUCUCAAGACUAACGGACAUUUCUUGCAGAUAUCUGAUGAACAGCCUGAUACACGCUUUGAACUGUUACAACAAAUAGCAAUGAA
Molecule: messenger RNA, 647 nt
Organism: Saccoglossus kowalevskii
Lineage: Eukaryota; Metazoa; Hemichordata; Enteropneusta; Harrimaniidae
Product: citrate synthase-lysine N-methyltransferase CSKMT, mitochondrial-like
Source: RefSeq, a predicted model, not a curated record